AUGAAGGUCAGCUCUACGCAAACAGAUCCGCCAGAAUCAACUCAUUUAGAGAUGAGGGUCAGUUCUACACAAACAGAUCCGCUCCAAUCAUCUCACAUACAGACGAAGGUCGGCUUUACACAAACAGAUCAGCUCGAAUCAUCUAAUAUAGAGAUGAAGGUUAGCCACACACAAAAAGACUUUCCUGAAUCUAUUCCACAAAAAAAAGGCAGCCCGCCUCCAAUAGUGAUUCCUUCAAUUCAGUUGCAUCCUCCUAUAUCGUCGCCUGGUACCCCUAACGAGCGUUUACUCCCUCAACAGUUUCGAGAUGCUGGUCUUCAGGUUUGUAUCCCACUAGCAAUAGCAGCAAGAUCGAUUUCCGUGCAAACAGAAGAAAUAAGGAUAGACAAACGUGUCAAUUUUAAUCCUAAUCAUGCUAAACCUGUGAGCGGUAUAAGUUCUCCUCCAAUCCAAACGCACUCGAGUCAAUUUAUCUUGAACUCACCUAAACCUCCCAUCCGAAGUCAUCACCGCACGACUGGAAAUAUUUUAUCAAAAUCAGAGCUAAAACCACACCAUCCCGAGCCGUCAAACAGCUCUUGUGAAAAUCACCAUGAGACACACUCGGGUGAAAAACUGGAUAAUAUCAACCACAGUGAUAGGCAUAGUAAGCUUCCUUACUCCACAGUGAACUGCCGUGGAGAUCAGAUUUGUGAGAAGGACAUGGCGCAGAAAAAUAAUCAAAUUCAUGAAGUAGCCAAAGUUACUGAAUCUCUCGCUGUCAAAAAGCCGGAUGUUGAUAGUAUAGCUAAGCAUCUCGAUGAAACAAUAUGUACGAAUUACCUCGGGAAUCCUUCAGUACCUAGCUCCGAAAUCAAAAUUUAUGACAAUAGAUAUCACUCUAACCUUUCCCAAUCAGACUUGUCUAUCCAAAGUAUUCGUUCCCGUUCACCAAGUCUGACUGGGCUACUUGCAGAACCACCAUUUCCCAUUCCUGCACGGCAAAGCUCUCGACGGUUAUGUGUUGCGUCUCCAACCCUUGACCGAGAUAACUUUGAACGUCUUGAUAGGACGCGCCAGAGCAGAAGCCAUCUUAGGAUUGGUAGCAUUCGUAGAGUUCAAUCAGCUGCCGCAAUACCCAGGGCCACCGAUUAUAUUGGAGAGAGUAACUCGCUGGGGGUACCGCAACCAAUUUCAAGAUCUACAUCAGAUUUUAAGAGCCCAUUGAUGCCACCAAUACCCCACGAUGAAAUGCAUGCAUCCCGACUGGGUAACAGCGUGCGUUAUGCAUCUCAUAACCAGGAAAGCUUAUCAAGAAAUACUAGCAGGAGCUUUGACUCCAUUGACAGUGGAGUUGCCAACUCAAAUAAGCCAAUUUCCGUGGUUGGUGCCAUAGCUCAAACCAUGGUUGGUGAGUGGAUGUAUAAGUAUGUUCGUCGUAAGUCAAUGGGAGUCAAUGAACCAAAUCUUGUUUCUGAUUGUUCUAAUGGGAUACGACAUAAGAGAUGGGUUUGGCUGGCACCAUAUGAACGUGCAGUUAUGUGGAGCUCAAGACAGCCUGUAUCAGGGCCAGCACUGAUGGGGAAGAGCGGAAGGAAAUGUAGGUCUAUGAUAAUUCAAUCAGUCCUAGAUGUUAAAGAUGGAAAUAACAGCACAAAGGGAAUAACUCUUUUCAAUCGCUCUAUCCUUAUUCUCACUCCGACUCGGGCUCUUAAAUUUACAGCUACUACUAAGGAGCGCCACUACAUAUGGUUGACUGCACUUUCAUUUCUGGCUGACUCACAAUCAGCUCCCGGAAGCAUUUCUCUAGCACCGGUACAUACUACGUCCACGCAACCUACUAGGCUCGAAACGUCUCCUCAAAUGCAACGUCGUAAAGCGAGGAUACGGGACUCUAUCCGUGUUGCCAAAAGUAAAUCGGCUGUUACAUCUAGAUCAGGUGUAGCUUCUACUCUUGCUCAUCAGGCUUCAGAGUUUGCGUCCCGUGAAAAUCUUAGCGACGAUUCUAUUGCCGCUGAUGCACCAAUAGUUCCAAGGUUUUCUGAUCGUUCUGCCUCACAGUUUGCUGUGACAAAUACCGUUAACUCCUUCAGAUCUCAUCAUCGCAAGCGCUCUAAUACUGGUCCACUUACCCUAAACAAAUCCACUUACCGGAGUUUUAAACCCUCUGGCAAUGGUACUCACGAUAUCUCGACUUCACUUGUUUCUCCAGACGAAAAAAAUAUAUACUCGUACCGAGCCAGAUAUCCACCUCUUGAGCCUUCACAGCCCGCAUGGGCGAACUCUUUGCAACUUGCACAUAACCAACAUAAUGAGCAAGUCUUCUCAUUAAGCAAUGUAGAUCCCAAGACUUCAACGAGUACAAACCGUAGCUCCCCCGAUGCCUUUGGUACCGUACGAAUGGAAGCCUUCAUUAAUCCAAAUGCAAAAUCUGCAAUUCGAUGUGGUAAUGAACGAAACGAUAGCUGGCAGACCGAAAAUCUCAAUUAUCGGAAGAUGGUCGAAGAAUCAUUUUCAUUGGGCUUGAGACGAGGUAAAGAAGGUCAGGAGAAUAAAAUCCUCAAGAAUUUUGAUCGAAAUUUCGAUGGUAGCCAUAUUAGCAACAAAGAUUUACUUGAGACUCGUUAUCUUGAGACUCAUCGAAUGGAUGCUGGUGGGGACAGCUGGGAUAAUUUUUGA
Molecule: messenger RNA, 2658 nt
Organism: Blumeria graminis f. sp. triticale
Lineage: Eukaryota; Fungi; Ascomycota; Leotiomycetes; Helotiales; Erysiphaceae
Source: the annotation of a GenBank genome assembly